AACUUAGUGGUAGUACAAAUCAUUUUUGUUUCUUAAUUGGAACUUUACUUGUAUAAUACAUAAAGCAUGUUCUGUCUGAGAUCAGUGGUCCUUCACAAAAGCUCCUUUACCCUCUCUUUGUUCUCCCACAACCGCCACUACAAGGUUUUGUGAUUCUUGAUUAAAAUAUCUUUUGCUUAGCAUUAGCAUAUUGUUGAAAUGGUGCGAUCAUCAUUGGACGAGAUAUCAGACUCGGGAGCAUUCACGAGAUCAGCUUCCACAUUCCGACAAUUUGUUUCAAAGGAUCCAAAUUCCCAAUUUCCACCUGAGUCAGGAAGAUAUCAUCUCUACAUAUCAUAUGCUUGUCCUUGGGCUUGCAGAUGCCUUGCUUACUUGAAAAUCAAAGGACUUGACAAAGCCAUCAGUUUCUCGUCGGUCAAACCUAUAUGGGGAAGAACUAAAGAAUCAGAUGAAUAUAUGGGAUGGAUUUUUCCUGAAUCGAAUACCGAGGUCCUUGGAGCUGAACCUGAUCCUUUGAAUGGAGCAAAGAGUGUUAGAGAACUUUAUGAAAUUGCAAGUACAAACUACUCCGGAAAGUUCACUGUUCCAAUUCUUUGGGAUAAGAAACUCAAGACAAUUGUUAACAACGAGAGCUCGGAGAUAAUUCGCAUGUUUAAUACUGAAUUCAACGAUAUUGCAGAAAAUCCCAUCUUGGACUUGUAUCCCUCUGAAUUGCAAGCCCAAAUUGAUGAGACUAACGAGUGGAUAUAUCCUAAUAUAAACAACGGUGUUUAUAGAUGCGGGUUUGCAAAGAAGCAGGAACCAUACAUUGAUGCUGCAAGACAAUUAUAUGAAGCUUUGGACAAAUGCGAGGAUAUACUAAGCAAGCAACGCUAUAUAUGUGGCAACAAGCUUACUGAAGCAGACAUUCGUUUGUUUGUCACUCUCAUUAGAUUUGAUGAGGUUUAUGCAGUUCACUUUAAGUGUAACAAGAAGCUAAUACGGGAAUAUCCAAAUAUCUUCAAUUACACCAAAGACAUUUUCCAAAUCCCUGGCAUUAGUAGUACAGUGAACAUGGAACAUAUAAAGUUGCAUUACUAUGGAAGUCAUCCUUCUAUCAAUCCAUUUGGGAUCGUUCCUAUGGGGCCAAAUAUCGAUUAUUUUGCUCCUCAUGACAGAGAAAGGUUUUCUACUUAGGUUGGUUGCUUGUAAAAUUUGCAAUAAAGGGUAAGAAACAUCCAUGCUUUCAGGAAUAUCACAUUUUCAAAAUAAAAGUGAGACAAUUUGGUGUGUGUAUGUGUGUAUGCUUUAAUUUUAUAAUUUAUCUAUAUUUGGACUUCCAUUUGAUUGAA
Messenger RNA from Medicago truncatula (barrel medic), 1331 nucleotides. Its product is annotated as glutathionyl-hydroquinone reductase YqjG. The record is from RefSeq and is a predicted model, not a curated record. The transcript is spliced from 6 exons. Gene Ontology annotation, cellular component: cytoplasm. NCBI's taxonomy places the organism in Eukaryota, Viridiplantae, Streptophyta, Magnoliopsida, Fabales, Fabaceae. Gene Ontology annotation, molecular function: glutathione transferase activity. Bases 199 to 1176 code for a protein of 325 amino acids.